This is a messenger RNA of Electrophorus electricus (electric eel), 2424 nucleotides long. Lineage: Eukaryota; Metazoa; Chordata; Actinopteri; Gymnotiformes; Gymnotidae. The record is from RefSeq and is a predicted model, not a curated record.
CACAAGUCUACACUAAUUUUCUACGUUGGAGAAAACUGGGAAAAACUACAAGUGCCGAAAAAUCGUUUACAAAAAGCAAAACGUCACUUCCCAUGUGUAGGACUCUGCUGGGGAAAAAAAUCACCACGAAAACUAUUAUUUCGUUGCAAUCUUUAUGUCAGGUACAAGAAUCAAAUUAAAGCCACAAAUAUUUGGAGCCAGGGUCAAUACAAUGCAGGACUGGCAACGAAACCUUUACUAAAACAGGGACUACCAACUGUCCAUGGCUAAACUGCAGAUGAGAGAAAUACUUUUUUUUUUUUUUUUGGACAGAUUUCAUUUGGGGGAUUCGAAUUUGGAUUCAGAGAGAUAUGGCAAGCCAGUGAAGCUGUGAACUCGUUGGUCCUGUGCCAUCUAGCUCCAUAGACCGCAGGAGUCUUAGGAAAGACAGAGAUCAACGAUCGCGCAAGUUUUUUUGCUGGACAUAUGCACACACACGUACACACACGUUUGAACAUAAGACUGCAGAGACUGCAGUUAAAAAGGACUGAACUUGAAAUGUGCACGGACAAAAGGAUACGACUACCCAGGAAGGGCCCAUUGAGGAUUACUCAUCCUGGUUGAUGCAACUCUCAUCUGCACCACACUAGGGUUACUCGCAAAAAAAGUGUCAUUGCUUUUAGGUUUACAGCUUGAGUCAAGGACUGAUGAUCCCCCUGAUUUUGCAGAGCUUUUGCUAAAGCUGCAUACAGAAGAAUAUAGAUUACAGCGACACAUGGUGUUCUGCAGGCUUACAUGGCAGAAGCAGAGGAACUGAGAAAAACAAGUCACGGAAGAUGCAGCUGAGUUCCAAAAAAUCUAAGAAGGAGUCAAGGUGUGCAUCCAGUAAAGCUAGGAUACGAAAUGGCGAUGAGGCCCAGAAAACCAAACUGGUCGACAGAGCAGAAGCUGCUGCUUGUGCAGCUCGUGAAGACCAGGAGAGAGGAUGUGCUGACUGGCCGGCACUCAUGUCGUGAGCUGGCCACUACCCGGAGGUGGGCUUGGGAUGAGAUCGCUGAGGAAAUCUCCACCGCCUACCCUGAUGUGCCCCGUACUGGCAAGGAGUGCGAGAGACACUGGUUUGUAGAGUUAGCCAAAGCCAAGGAGGCCAUGGUGACCCACAAAUCCCUCUCAGGUAAAGAACUAGCAGAACUCAUCAACCCAGUGACUAAACUUGUGAUUGAAAUUCUCAAACUACAGAGAAAAGAGGCUGAGCUUAAGGGCAGAUUAGAAGAAGAGAGUACAACCUUUCAAGAAGAAGAAGAAGAGCAAGUGGAAGUGAAAUAUCUUCUGGCCCCGGUUGCUCCAGUCACACGCACUGAAUUACCCGACAACCACAUGAGUAAUAAUAGCCAGGACACUGCACCAGUGAGUCCCCCGUGCUCUACGUCGCCAUCUGCAGAAAAGAGAGACCUGGAGCUCUCUGUUCUUCGUCGACAAGAGCGGGUGUUACAGCUGCAGGAGGAGUACUAUUCCCUCAAAAUCAAACACCUCAAAGCACGGAUGUUGAUGGAUCUUUGACGGGACAGUGAUGCCAUGGCAGAACAGUGGGGAAAGGACUCUGCCUUAAUAAACACUAGGAAUCCCACAAACUGUAGAUUUACUUGGCCUGACUGUGCUUUUAAUGUGUUUUUAAGAUGUUAAUGAGGACUGUAAUUACCUUUACACUGCUUUUGGCUGGCACCUCAUGGAUUUAAAGCACUGAGGAACAGAAACAAUGUUUUCUGCAAGUUGUACUCUGUUCCUUUGUUCUUCAAGGGAACUUGACUGACUGUGUAAUACGGUGCUGAGAAUUUGAUAUGAUACCUUUCCACCAGUAGAUGGCAAGGUGGCAGCUCAUAUUCUUACUUGUUAUACUGUACAUAUAAGUAGUAAGUAGGAUCCGAGGCCAGUUAUGGCUAAGGAGGCAGAGUUUAAAUGUCGAAACUAGUCUUGACUGUACACCUAUGAACAAGGUCUACUUUAAGGGAACAGCCAAAAAGGUUUUUUGAAAUUCAAAGCUUGACUCUAGAAGCUCUAGUAUUGUGCUGACAAAGGCGUUCAGGUGACAACUACAGAAAUAAAAUGCAUGCUUUUUAGCAUGCUGUAUUAGAGGUAAUACUAGAGAGGCCAUGGGGCCAUGUCAGGCAUUUCUGGCCAUUGCUUUCAGUUAGUGUUUUUGUAGGAAUUUGAUCAACUUGAAAAAAAUUGAUCAGCACACGAUCCACAUAAAAUAGGAUGAUCCAGUGUUAAAUAAUUGUUGCUUUUGCAUGUUCACAGAUUUUAAAUAUAAGAAAGACCUGAAUUACCUUGCUAGGUAUUUGCCAUUCCAAACUGUAUGACACUGUGGCCACACAUAGAUAGGCCUGACUUUGUCAAUGUAUUAAAGUCUGAAAAUGUCCUUAAAUACAACAGUUUGAAACCUUU